Molecule: messenger RNA, 4811 nt
Organism: Xiphophorus hellerii (green swordtail)
Lineage: Eukaryota; Metazoa; Chordata; Actinopteri; Cyprinodontiformes; Poeciliidae
Product: G-protein coupled estrogen receptor 1-like
Exons: 1
Coding region: 3661-4785 (374 amino acids)
Biological process (GO): G protein-coupled receptor signaling pathway; cellular response to estradiol stimulus
Cellular component (GO): membrane
Molecular function (GO): G protein-coupled receptor activity; nuclear estrogen receptor activity
Source: RefSeq, a predicted model, not a curated record
GAUUGUAUUGAAACGUAAUCAAUUACAAAUUUAUUGAUGGAACCUGAUUUAAUGUCGUGUUUUGAAACUAGACCAAAGAUACUUUAUUUGUGUUUUUGGAGUGAAGAUUUAAAAUCCACUUAAAUAUAAGCCAAAGGGAUCAAAGUUAAACAUGAGGAAGUAAAAGACAGAUUGUGUUGGUGACCUUUGCUGCUGUGUGAACGAAGCUUUAGAUGAAAACAUCUUUGGUUUAGAAAAAACAGGCACCGGGUUCCUCUUUUUAAACAAGCUAACUUUAGCCGUUUGGUUAGUUUAUUGCUAUUUACUCCGGCAGCAACAGGAGGGGGAGGGGCUUGUUAAAGGUGUAAGCUGUAGGCAAGCUGUUACCUUGAUUCUGCAAACUGACCCAAGCAGAAUCAGAACCGAGAUCCAAAAGAUUAAACACUGUGGACGUUUCCUUUGACUUGCUAUGCGUGCAUUUUUAUUUUAAUUUCAUGAAAGAUUGAAAAAUCUCAAAUCAAAGAUGUUUUCUACUGUUUAAAAGUUUAUUAAAAUAAAUAAAUGAUGAACAUUUGCAGAAUUUGUUGCUGCGAUUAUUUUUUUAUGUAAACAGAUCUUUAUUAGAGCCUAAUGAAGAUCCGUCUCCGGUCCACUUGGCGUUCAUAUAUGCAUUCGAACCGAACCAGAGUUCACUUCAACCAAACCCAGACCGAGGUCUGGAGGACCAGAGUUAGCUUAGCGUUCACAGCUCACCAAAAUGAACCGGACCUUCUGGGCAAAUGGACCGGCGCUGAGUUAAAGCAGGUGGGAAUCCAUGGUUGGUUAAGUUAACUGGUUUCUCUGACAGAUGUGAUUUCGAAACAAAGACUCCCGGCCAGGUCUCGAAGCCCGACAACAGAACCGACCUUUCAGAACCGUUUGGUUCUUGGAAACUGAACACAAAAGGCCCAUUUAGAGAAACGGCAGGAAAAAUCUGUGCAGCUUGGAAACAUUUGGUCACGGUGAGUUCAGCUCUGUCCUGAAACCGGUUUGUUUCCAGAAGCCGGGCCGGUUCCAGGAACAGAGCUGACCCGUUACACAAGCUGGACCCAGAACCGGGUCUCAUUUAUGCUCCAACAUCCUGGUUUAUCAUAGUUUAACUUUUUCAUUAGAGUUCAGUUUUAUUUUGUCUAAUUAGCUUUAGUUUUUAAAAUGUGUUUUCCAGUUUUCAUUAGUUAUUAUUAACUAAAUCUUUAGUUUAGUUUUAUUUUUUUCAUACUUUGGUUCAUUUUAGAUGCAUAAUUCAAAAAGUUUAAAGUAUUAUGAUUAUGUAAACAUUGAUUGGGUAAAGAGAAAAUACCAUUAAAAAUGCAUUUAAUUAUUGUUAAACCACAUGGAAACACUGAUCAUGUGAAUCUAUAGAAUGUUUUUAUUUUUAAGGUAUUGUUUGUAUUGUGGUGAACGGCUUUAUAUUCUAAUUUUAGAUUAAGAAAAUGCUUUUUUAUUUAUCAUUAAUCUCUUUUUUUGGGAAGAGAAUAAUAUAUUGUAUUUAUGCUGAUUGUUUAUGGAUAACUGGGGAAUUAAUGUGAUGAAUUUCAGUCUUGAUGUAACAUGAAACUGGAAGAAGCGGCUGGAAGUUUCUAAAAGAUGGGAUGAAAUUAUCCUGAGCCGUCCUCCAUCUUGUUGCCUGUAAACACGCAGCCUGUAUUUACAUCUCCUUCAACGUUUAAAGGAAGUUUCACCAGAGGAGAGGUUAAAAGUCCCAACUGGACCCGAACCAGCGGAAAGUUCUGCUGGAUCUGGCCGGCGCCGCCCACAGUGGUGUUGCUAAUAAACACCGAAACGCUUUAGUGUCAUGUCGCCUAUGAUCACCUGCAGUCACUUCUCUGGGUUCACCGUCACGUCCAGAACCGACCCAAAGGUAGGCCUGACCCGGUUCUUUAUCGGUAUUUGCUUUGUGAAGCAAGUUUGAGCCAAAAAAAUAAAAUUUAACUGAAUAACUCAGUAAAUUAGCUUCCAAUUAGAUUGAUUAUUGAUGUGAGAACCUGGGAGAAAAUCAGGUCCGGUAAUCUGGAGUUCUGAUCCGAUCCGUGAAGUUCUGGACCAUCAGAUUCAGGUUUUUCUUGUUUUUUCUUCAUUUUGAAGCAGAAAGAAAAGAAGAAUGGCGUCCGUUUUGAUUCUUCGUUUCUCUGCAGCUGCAGAUAAAAGUUCCCGUCCUUCUGACAAAAUGAUUAAUUGUCCAACGAUCUACACAGAGUUUAGGCCUGAACUUGGACUAGGCCAUUCUAGAACAUGAAUCUGCUGUGAUCUAAAGGAUCUGCAUCAUUUACAAUCCAAACAGACAUUUUUUUACUCCAGUCUCACCAAAUAAAACCGGCUUAGAGCUGCUAAUGUUGCCCAACCUUAAGAAAAAGGAAAACUUAAACAUCUAAUAUCAGGCUGGACGAUAUCGCUGUCAAAAGUAUCACAAUACAAGCGUUUCAUAUCAGUCGAUAUUGAUAAUUAUUGAUUAGUGUUUUGUUUAAAAUAUCUGAAAAACAACCAAACUGUUUUAUCCAGUUUUCUAUCCUUGCUGUUGUUUUUUAUUUUUUUAGCAGUUUUGAGGCAAAGAGGAAAAACUUGAAACUGCUGCCGCGCAAGUUACUUAACAGACUGUUGCUAAGCAACCAGUUUGGUGGAACUUGAAACUGCUUGUUAUCCAGCAGGUUGUUGCUAGGCAACCAAAGAGCGAGUGAGUCAGUUGCUUCCACCAAUCCAGCUUUGCUAGCAAUGAGAGGUUGGUCAGCUAAAGUCUUUCCUACAUCUCCCAGAAUGCUGUGCGGUUCUGGAUCAGAGUUCAGUCAAUAUUCUAAAUAUGGAAUAUUCUAUCAAUCGCAUCAACUAUACAUAGUUCUCAUGUGACGUUAACUUUGUAUCCGACAGCAAUCUUGGUAGGUAUCUGUAAGUAACUGACAUGAUAGUUGCUAUGACGACAACAAACAAGUCACAAGAUUUGAACUAGCUCUCGAGCAUUACAGCUAUUACUAAGUUUUGAGUACUAUUCCCAUCUUUGUAAUACUAAGAUAAAUAUCAGAUAUUUACUGUAGUACUUACUGCAGAACUAGCUAAAUUAGCUUAGCUAGCAUAGCUUUAGCCUACGUGUUUCUUACUGCAUGCACUUACUCUGCUAGUCACCAGAACCUUGAUAUUCAUGUGAAGAGUUCGUACGUUUUUUACAAAUCCGUUUCAACAUUGAUUGUAUGGAUUUCAGUUGAAGCUCCUCCAUGUUGUUCGCACUCUUCCUGUUCACUAGGUAGCUAACGUUAUUGUAGCAUGAGAUCGGAGGCAGCUCGUUCACAUCUUCUGACAUGUUUUUCUUCUCCGUCUCAUUUGGGUCGAUCCCAACGGCAGCCAUUUUGUUCAUGUAUCUUUCUCACAUUGGUCAACAUAUUUCCUUUGUGUUGGUCUCAACGCCACGCUUCGUUUAUGAUUUGUGCUGCCGUUGCCUACCAAGAUGGCGUGGGUCACUUCCAGUUCAGACUUGUGGGAACGAUAUAUUGAUUUUGAUCAGGUGUCUAUCAUGAUUUAUAGUGUUAUUGAUUAUUGUCCAGAUCUAAAUGCGCUGUAUGAAUCUUUAAAAAUUUCUCCUGUUCUGUCCCACAGCCGACUCCAUCUUCAGAGCUCAACAGGAAGUGAAGGUCAUGCAGAGGUUGCAGGAAGGCUAUGAAGCCUGAUAUGGACAUAAACAUGUUCACAGAUCCCAGAGCUGGGGAGAACCUCACGGUGCCGCCGAACCUGCCCCAGCAGGCCUCGGAGAACAUUGAGCAUUACCUCAUCAACCUCUUCCUGUCUGGGUUUUACACCCUGAUUCUGUUUCCUGUCGGCCUGGUGGGGAACUUCCUGAUCCUGGUGGUCAACCUGGCCCACUGGGGCCGGCUGUCGGCGCCAGACCUGUACUUCGCCAACCUGGCUGCGGCCGACCUGAUCCUGGUGGCCGACUCGCUGAUCGAGGUGUUCAACCUGAAGAAGGGCUACUAUGACAACGCCGGCCUCUGCACCUUCAUGAACCUCUUCCAGCAGGUCAACCUGUACAGCAGCGUCUUCUUCCUCACCUGGAUGAGCAUCGACCGCUUCCUGGCGCUGACCCGAAUAGCCGCCGGCGGGUGCACCGCACACGCCUGCCGCAGCUGCUGCCUCAUCUGGGCGUUCGCGGUGCUGCUCACCUUGCUGCCGUUCGCCGUCGCCCAGGUGCAGCACUACAGCGAACUCAACUUCUGCUUCGCCAACGUCAGCCAGGUGCAGUGGCUGGAGGUGACGCUGGGCUUCCUGCUGCCGCUCUGCAUCCUGGCCGUGUGCUACUGGAGGAUCGCGCAGGUGCUGCAGCGCAGCCAGAGGCAGCGGUGCUACCUGCAGCAGCAGCCCCACCGGCAGCGAGCGCUGCGCAUGAUCGCCGCCGCCGUGCUGGUCUUCUUCAUCUGCUGGCUGCCAGUGAACGUCUUCAUCAGCGUUCACCUCCUGAGCGGCGCCGACGCAGUGGGCGCUAACACGGCGGGCGCUAACACGCUGUGGGAGCUUUACCCGCUGACGGGCCAUGCCGUCCGGCUCGCAGCCUUCUCCAACAGCUGCCUCAACCCACUAAUCUACGGCUUCCUGGGUGAAACGUUUCGGAAGAAGCUGAGGCUGUUUCUCCAGGAGAAAAGCCGCAGCGCCAAGCUGCAACGGUUCGCUUCGGAAAAACACAUUUAUGCUCCAGUUGCACCGACAUGUCACUGUCAGCAUAAGACAUGCGACACAUCGAGUCCCUCCACUAAGUCCAGCUCUAACAGAGGCAAAAGCCUUGUGAUGUAAAGGCACUUUAAGGGACGAAAUGGAAG